Chrysemys picta bellii (western painted turtle) is the source of this 2226-nucleotide messenger RNA. Lineage: Eukaryota; Metazoa; Chordata; Testudines; Emydidae. The record is from RefSeq and is a predicted model, not a curated record.
UCUUAUAUGAUCUUUCCUUUGUGUUUUGUCUUAUAGGUUCUGAACCAUGGAUAACCUCAGUAAAGCAAACACCACCUUUGCACUCAACCUAUUCAAAAAGCUGAGUGAAAAUGCCAAUACACAGAACUUAUUCUUUUCUCCUUUGAGUAUCUCCUCUGCUUUGUCCAUGGUUUUUUUGGGUGCAAAAGGUAACACUGCAGCACAGAUGGCAAAGGUGCUUUCUCUGGACGAAGCUGAAGAGAUUCAUGAUGGAUACCAGUCACUUAUUUCUGAAAUUAACAAACCAGGCACUAAUUAUGUGCUUAGGAUUGCCAACCGGCUCUAUGGGGAAAAGACGUUUAAAUUUCUUGCAACAUUUAUAGACUCCUGCCAGAAAUUCUAUCAUGCAGAGCUAAAACAACUUGACUUCUCUAGAGCUGCAGAAGAUUCCAGAAAACACAUAAAUUCCUGGGUAGAAGAAAAAACUGAAGGUAAAAUCCAGAAUCUGUUGGCUCAGGGUGUUGUUGAUUCAAUGACCAGACUAAUCUUGGUGAACGCCAUCUACUUCAAAGGCAACUGGGCAACCCAAUUCAACAAGGAUUGCACAGUGGAAAGGCAAUUUAAAAUUAACAAGCAGUGGAGGACAGUAGCCUUGAACAUAAUUACAGAACUUACAAUAGUCAGAAUUUUAACAUGUAAGAGAAGAACGUGGAUAAAUGAGUGUCAGACAGUUUGGGAUUCCAUACAUUGUUCAGUGUUUAGAGAACCUAAUGAGAGCAAACCAGUGCAGAUGAUGUUCAAGGAAACUAAAUUUAACAUGAGCUACGUAGCAGAUUUUCAGACCCAAAUCCUUGACCUCCCUUAUGUUGAUAACGAGACAAGUAUGAUCAUCCUGCUUCCUGAUGAAAUCCAAGAUAAUUCCACUGGCCUGGAACAGCUGGAAAGAGAACUUACUUAUGAGAAACUUACAGAGUGGAUAAAUCCAGAAACGAUGGACUAUACUGAAGUGGAGGUGUGUUUGCCCAGAUUUAAGUUGGAGCAAGUUUAUGAUCUGAAGCCUGUUCUGAAGAACAUGGGAAUGGCUGAUGCAUUUGACAGCGACAAGGUGGAUUUAUCUGGAAUGUCAGGCAGCAAUGAGCUAGUUCUGUCGGAGGUUGUUCACAAGUCCUUUGUGGAGGUCAACGAAGAAGGCACGGAGGCAGCAGCUGCUACUGCAUUAGUGUUCCGUAUGCUUUGUGCACGGAUUGUACCACGGUUCACUGCUGACCAUCCUUUCCUCUUCUUUAUCCGGCACAACAAAACUGGCAACAUUCUGUUCUAUGGCAGAUUUUGUUCCCCCUAAAAAGAAAAAAUGCAGCCCUUAACACAGUAAAGUUAUUUCCAUUUUACUAUCUUGGGAUUUUUUUUGCACUCUAAGCAACAAACUUGUACAGAUGCUGUACAUUACAUGGUGCAACCCUAAACACCCUUCUCUCUUGUGCCUGAAACAGCUUUUUGUAGUCCUCUAUUCAAAUUUAAGCAAGAGUUUUAAAUAACAGGAUCAUUUAAUAUUUAUUCCAAGUCAUAAGACUUCAAAUGGCAUUUUCCAUAGUUCACUGUAAAGCACCCCUUGUAUCCUGUAUACCUUAAUAAAUGCGGGGUUCCUUAACUUGAGUCCAUCUCUAGACAUAACACCUUGUUUAAUGCAUCUCUCCAUCUCUGUACAUAUUCCCCUAGAAAUUUGGUUCUCAUAUUUGGGGAUGCUUAGCAGCAAGUGGUAAGAUCUCGUGGGGAGAGGAAAACGAAAGAAGACUGACUUCUGACUGACCUCCAAAUGCUUUUUGCAAAUUUCCCUUCUCCCUGUCUCAUUUUCCAGACUGGUUCCUUCUGUGUCUAGCUGUGUCCCCAUUUAAAAAAAACAAACAAAUAGCUCUUGGCAGCCAUCUAACAGAUUUUUAUGAAGGAUGCUAACACAACUGUUACUCUUGGGGGGGAAAUUGAGCAAGUACUUAUUCAAGACAAGGAAUGAAGUCAACUCCACUGAAGUUAAUGGAAAAACUUCUUACUGACUUCAGUGGGGUCAGAAUUUCACUCUGCAUAUAUCUCAUAUGUUAACCUGGGUUACACUAAUAUUUUUAAUACUUUGAAAUAGGACAGAUAUUUGCUUAGACCGAUAAUGCUAAACUGCACAGCCAUAGUGGUCUUAUCCAGUGAUUUUGGUCUUGCUGUUUCUGCUCCUUGAACCAACAAUAAAGGAACUGAUGUGAA